UCUGGCAGCGAUGCUUUGACAGCGGCGCCGAGCAGAGCUGGGAGGAGUCCGCCCAGCGCAGGCAGGAAACAGUGAAGAGCCCUUCCCAUCACCUGGGAAAGCCACCCCUUUGAUUCCUGCCCGGGCGCCAGCAUGCUGCAGCUCACCAGGGACAAAGGGAAGCGGAUCCGCUGCUAGCCUCCUGCCUGCGCUUCGUUUUCGGCCGCAGCGGUUGCUGGGACCUCGACGCGCCCUGGGACAUGCGCGCUUUGGGAUUAAAAGUGGUGUUUCCCCCCUGGGAACAGAUUUGUCCCCCCGUUUCUUCUCUAAUUGUGGGGUUUAGAUGCGCAAGAAGUUAUCCGAGAGGAGCAGUUAUCUUGAUAAGCUACAAAAUAUGUCUAUUAGAGGAUUGAAGAAGAAACAACCAAAGACUUUUAAAGUCAAAGUUGUAACAAUGGAUGCUGAAAUGGAGUUCAGCUGUGAGAUAAAGUGGAAGGGAAAGGACUUAUUUGACCUGGUUUGUCGAGCAUUAGGGCUAAGAGAGACGUGGUUCUUUGGCUUGCAAUAUACAAUAAAAGGAAUGUGCACUUGGUUAAAGAUGGAUAAAAAGGUUUUAGAUCAAGAAAUCCCCAAAGAAGACCCAAUUAGUUUCCGGUUUUUAGCUAAAUUUUACCCUGAAAAAGUGGAAGAGGAGCUAUUGCAAGAAAUCACGCAGCACCUCUUCUUCCUGCAGGUUAAGAAACAAAUAUUGGAUGAAGAAAUCUACUGCUCUCCAGAGGCUACAGUUUUACUGGCUUCGUAUGCUGUUCAAGCUAAGUACGGUGACUAUGAUCCAAAUUUCCACGAACCUGGCUUUUUGGCCAAUGAUGAGCUGUUACCCAAAAGAGUUCUCAGGCAAUAUCAGCUGACGGCAGAAAUGUGGGAAGAGAAGAUUACAGCUUGGUAUGCAGAACACAGGGGCAUUGCCAGGGAUGAAGCGGAGAUGAACUAUUUGAAAAUUGCACAAGACUUGGAGAUGUAUGGUGUCAAUUAUUUUCCCAUUGCUCAAAGUAAGAACCAUACAGAUCUCCUCCUUGGAGUUGAUGCCAAAGGUAUUCAUAUCUACAGCAUAAAUAACAGGUUCUCUCCAAAUAAGUCUUUUGAGUGGAGUGCUAUCAGAAACAUUUCCUAUAGUGAGAAAGAGUUGACGAUUAAACCCCUUGACAAAAAGGCAGAAGUUUUCAAGUUCUUUUCCUCACAGCUCAAAGUAAAUAAACUGAUUUUGCAGCUGUGCAUUGGAAACCAUGAUCUGUUUAUGAGGAGGAGGAAAGUGGACUCGAUAGAGAUCCAGCAAAUGAAAGCACAGGCCAGGGAGGAAAAGGCUAGAAAAAAGAUGGAGAACCAGAGGCUAGCCAGGGAGAAGCAGCUGAGAGAAGAAGCAGAGCGAGCCAAAGAAGAGUUGGAAAGGCGUCUCUUCCAGCUGGAAGAUGAAGCCAGGCAAGCCAAUGAAGCACUACUCCACUCCCAGGAAGCAGCAGAGCUGCUGGCUGAGAAAGCACAGAUUGCAGAAGACGAGGCCAAACUGCUGGCCCAGAGUGCUGCAGAAGCUGAACAAGAGCGGCAGAGGCUGGAGAUCACAGCGCUGAAAACCAAGGAGGAGAAGCGGUUGAUGGAGCAGAAGAUGCGGGAGGCGGAGCUCAUUGCAGUGAAGCUGGUGAAAGAGUCAGACCGAAGAGCCAAAGAAGCUGAACAUCUCAAACAGGAUCUGCACGAAGCCAGGGAAGCGGAACGGAAAGCAAAGCAGAAACUCUUGGAUGUAACCCGGCUGAAUUAUCCUCAUGUAGCCCGAUAUCCUCAUCACUCGCCUGCUGACACCAGAGAUGUCAACUUUGACAAGGGAUCUGUAAAGUUGGAUUUAAAAGACAUAGACCUGAAGAGACUGUCCUUUGAGAUAGAAAGAGAGAGGUUAGAUUACUUAGACAAGAGCAAAAGAUUUGAAGAUCGAUUGAAGGAACUGAAGUCAGAAAUCCGUGCUCUGAAGCUGGAGGAAAAACAAACUGGGCUCUACUCUCAUUGGAACGAAGUUCUUGGAUCCUUGGAUUGUUCCUUAGGACAUGUCCCGUCAUGGAUGAAAACCUUUGAAGCUGUGGAUUCGUUGGAUAUAAAUUUUCAGAGGCCUUUCCCUGCUUACCCGCUAAAUGCUACAAGCAGCUGGCCAUGUACUAACAAAAAUCAAUGUAUGGAGCCCAUGGGAAAGUCACCUUUUCAAACAGAUACCUUGGUUGCCAGCAACGUGGGCACAGGAACUAGAAAACAGAUUGUAAAGGUUCAGCAACACGAUUCAGAUGUGAUCUACAUUUAAAACAUCUUGACAGUUUGGUAAUGCUUUCCCAAAGAGGUGAAUAGGCAAAACUUUGUGAUGAUGCAUUUGCCUGACAAGAAAAGAAAGAUUUAUGCAAGAACAUGUUGUAGUUCUAGCUGCUGAAAUACAUCAGCAUAAAAUAUGUUGUGUAGUGACAGCAUGGUGCUGUGCACCUUCUAAACAAGCAGCAUAUGCUGCUUAUAUUAAAAAUGUCAAUGGGAUAUAAUAAGCAUUUUUGCAAACAAGCAAAACAGAGGAGCCAAACUGCAUCUUGUUUACUUUUCACGCACUUUGCAAGGAAACACUUUAUGCUUGAGGUCUUUUAUCCUAAAAUGUUUUGAAAGCUGAUGGACACAAUACUGAUGAAAUGCCAGACCCGUAAAUGAAGUGUGGAAGACAACAGCAUCUAGCACGCUGGUGGAAAGAGAGAUUUGGACCGGAGAAUCAAGGGAAAACACCCUGCAUUUACAAAAAUGCAGUAGGAUCUCAGUGUUUAUGUGGCAUCCAGGACUUCAGUUUUAAAUCUUAUCAAUUGGGCCCGGCCCUGAUACUGCUCAAAUACGUAUGCUAUACCAGUCUAACCUUCACAAACAUAACUGUUCACAUACUUAAGAUUCUGUUGGGACCUUUUCCUCCCCGUUUGUUCACAGAUCUCUUACGUUGAUCAAUCCUGGAUGCAGGAUAAAUCCUUAGUGUGGAAGCAUGAGGCUUCUGUUAUUUUUGUGUUGAGAGCAGUUUAGUUGCUCACGCUUGUCUGCUGCGUAACUGAAUAGUUCUGUGGAAGCUACUCAGAAAGUGCUAGAGACAAAGGGCACCCAUUAGUGUCUGCUAAAGAUGGACUCAUGUCUGAUGGACUGUAAAAUAUGGCAUAUGCAACAAAGCACCUCCUUUCUUUUCAGUGGAACCAAUCAGUACUUUCAGAUUCUGUGCAUCAAAAGUAUAUUUAACUGAGAACUCUUCCAACUGCCGAAGUCUGGAAAAGACGAUAAUAUACUUGUUACUGAAAGUGUCUGCAAGACCAUAAAGUAAAAACAGAUGUUAAUGUUCGUAACUAGAGUCCUAAAAACCGAAAUUAAAAAAAAAAAAAAAUCAGAAAUGUUUAAAAA
Messenger RNA from Gavialis gangeticus (Gharial), 3426 nucleotides. Its product is annotated as merlin-like. Gene Ontology annotation, molecular function: cell adhesion molecule binding; actin binding. The transcript is spliced from 18 exons. The coding region runs from base 323 to 2320 and encodes 665 amino acids. Gene Ontology annotation, biological process: positive regulation of early endosome to late endosome transport; regulation of organelle assembly; regulation of cell shape. Gene Ontology annotation, cellular component: cytoskeleton; apical part of cell; filopodium. NCBI's taxonomy places the organism in Eukaryota, Metazoa, Chordata, Crocodylia, Gavialidae. The record is from RefSeq and is a predicted model, not a curated record.